Molecule: messenger RNA, 399 nt
Organism: Peronospora belbahrii
Lineage: Eukaryota; Oomycota; Peronosporomycetes; Peronosporales; Peronosporaceae
Source: the annotation of a GenBank genome assembly
AUGGUGCAGCUACAGUGUUUGCUGAGCACGAGCGAGAAUGUUCGUGUAGUGACCGUCGAAAUGUCUCUGAAUGAACGCAUCGGUGUGUUGCAAGAUCGCCUCAGGGAGAAGCUGGAUAUGAUGGACUAUCGAGCCAAGCCAGAUAUGACCAUGAAGCUCUACCAGGUACAACAACAUCGACUCACCUACCGUCACGACCCAACAACGAAGCAGGAAGUGCUAUUCUUCGAUGGUGUCGAGGCAUCUGCAUCCGAUGCAAGUAGGACGGCGAUCCUUCAGAAUGCUACGCAGCUUGUGCCAUGGACGAUCGUAUCGUGGUGUUUGCAGGAUCAGCAGUUUAUCUUCCCCGAUGCGGUCGACAUUGUAGUCGUUUGGGAAAAUGAUGAGAAGCUUGCGUAA